CCUGUGUGGGUUGGCUUCCUUGGUGGAGACAGACCGCCAUUAGUGGAAGGAGUGUUGCAGUGUCUGUAUUGUAAGGGCCAUAUCUUCCCAGUGGGCCGUUCCCCCGUGGUGUCCGUGGGUUGGAGGAUGCCGGGGAGUGCCAGGUGUGAGUAGCGGUGCCAGACAUGCCCCGCAGCGCCCUACAACAGGAGUAAAUAGCGACAAUCACAGCCACCGACCAAGAUGGCACAGUCUGUGAAUUGUUCUCUGGACGACAUCGACCUCGGUGCUCUCAAUGACCCGGCCGGCAUAUUUGACUUAAUUGAGGUGGUCGGCAAUGGAACCUAUGGCCAAGUGUACAAGGGUCGUCACACCAAAACGGGGCAGUUGGCGGCCAUUAAAGUUAUGGAUGUCAAUGAGGAUGAAGAGGAAGAGAUAAAACUUGAGAUCAAUGUGUUAAAAAAGUUCUCGCACCACCGCAACAUUGCCACCUACUACGGGGCGUUCAUCAAGCAGAUGCCGCCGGGGAAGGAUGACCAGCUGUGGCUCGUCAUGGAGUACUGUGGGGCCGGCAGCGUCACAGAUCUGGUCAAGUCUACGAAGGGCCAGUGUCUGAAGGAAGAGUGGAUUGCGUACAUAUCAAGGGAGAUUCUUCGUGGCCUCUCUCAUCUCCAUUCCAGCAAGGUCAUCCACAGAGACAUCAAGGGUCAGAAUGUCCUGCUUACUGACAACGCUGAGGUCAAACUAGUUGACUUUGGUGUGAGUGCGCAGCUGGACCGCACCAUAGGGAGGAGGAACACCUUCAUUGGCACCCCGUACUGGAUGGCGCCGGAGGUGAUAGCGUGCGAUGAGAACCCAGAGGCAACAUACGACAACAGGAGUGAUCUUUGGAGCCUUGGGAUCACGGCGCUGGAGAUGGCAGAGUCGCAGCCCCCCCUCUGCGACAUGCACCCCAUGCGAGCCCUCUUCCUCAUCCCUCGGAACCCCCCACCUAGAUUCAAAAACGGGAAGAAAUGGAGCAAGAAAUUCCACUCGUUCAUCGAUAGUGUUCUUGUUAAGGACUACCACCAGAGGACCUACACUGACCAACUCCUCAAACACCCCUUCAUCCGUGAUCAGCCCACAGAGAGACAGAUUCGCAUUCAACUUAGAGACCACAUAGACCGCUGUAAAAAACACAAACUCAAAGCUGACAGACAAGAGACAUUCAACUACAGUGGAUCAGAUAAUGAGGAGGAGGAGACGGCACAGGCUGGGGAACCUUCCUCCAUCAUCCAGGCCCCUGCUGGAGACACACUUAGACGAAACUUUAUGCAAAUACAGGAACACCAGAGAAACGGAGGAAAGAAGGAAAAGGAGGAAAUACCCGAGCCAGGCCCCUCCCGGCCACCCCUACCCCCUCGAAUACUAAGCCAAGAGCAGGCCCCACCACAGCGGCCCCUCCCCCCACCACCACAAGUGCGCGACCACCACCAGGCUGCUCCUCUCAAACCGGUCACCCCACCACAGAUACACUCAAGAGAGCCUAGAGAAAGUAGAAACGCGCACAUGAACAAACCACAGCAGUCUUCGCAGGGCCAAACCAGGAAGCCAGAGCAUCACUCACAGAGACUUCAGGACCUGGACAUGCUCGCGCAGCACUUGAACGAGCUGGGCGCGGUGACAGGCGACCGCGACAGAGCUGAGCGGGACCGGGCCGAGCGGAACGAGAGAGAGCGAGCGGAGAGAGACCGGGAGAGAGAAAGGGAGAGAGCAGAGAGGGAACGAGAACGAGAGCGCGAGAGGGCGGAGCGGGAGAGAGAGUGGGAGCGUGAGAGGGAAAGGGAGAGGGAGAGAGAGAGGGAAAGGGAGAAGAGAGAUCAGGAUAAGAGUCGGCAGAAUGGAGGCAACAAACACGAGUCUCCCGCAACACAACCGCCGCUCAUCGAGGAAGACUCCAGUGACGACGACCCGGAUGAAAGAGUGAGGAACGACGGCACACUGCUCGCCUCAGACCCACCCAAGCCUCUGUUCGACUAUUCCACUUUCAGACCUAUAGAGGGAGCCCUGCCACACACCGCCCUGCAAGGUCCCCCUCCAAACAGACCCUCCCCACCCCUGACGAUGGUGACUCCGCAGGGGUGUGGUAGUGAGGACAGUCCUGCCACACCCCAGGACGGCCCCGACACCCCCCCUACCACCACCACCACCACCACCACUACUACCGUCACCACCACCCCCAGCACUACCACCACCACCACCACCUCCUCCUCCGUCACCACAACCACCACGCACACCAGCAGUAGUGGUGGUGGUGGUGGUGGUGGCGGCGGCGGUGGUGGUGGUGGGGGGCGGAGUGGCAAGGCGGCCCCACCACAGCGGCGUGCCAGUCGUGACUUGGGCGGCAGCAGCAGCAGCAGCGGUGGUGGUGGCGGCGGUGGUGUGCGUGGUGCGCCGCGGCCGCUGGUGCACCAGGCCAGCGCUGGUGACCUGGAGGUGUUGAGUCACCGCCACCGCCGCAACGACUCAGACUCACGCCUGGGCUUGCUGCGGCGCCACCACACAGACCUGGCGCCGCCGCUGCCCUCUGCCGCCGCCGCCGCCGUGCGCCGGUCCGAGCUGUGCCGCAGCGGGCGGCUGGACCCUGGCGGCGAGCCGUUGCUGACGGACUUCCUGGCUGGGAGCGGCGAGGGGCGCGGCGAGCUGCGGCGCCAGGCCUCGCUGGACGGGGAGCUGCCCAGCAGCGGCGGCGGUGGUGGGGGGGCGGGGGCGGGGCGGGUGGAGUGGGGACCGCGGCGGGAGAAGACGGACGUGGACCUGCGCCGCGCCGAACUGCGCGCCGACCUGGAGCGCUGGAGGGGCAGCCCCCGGGGGGACGCCCCACAGCCACAGGAGCAGCGGACACGGGCAGUGGAGUCUUCCCCUGGGGCCAGCAUCCCCAGCUCUCGCACUUCCUCUGUCCUCCCAGACCUUCUCCCUCAGGCUAGCAACUCUCCUAAUGGGUCGAGAAAUGAUAAAUCCACAAGCGAAGAGUAUCGGCAAGCCAUGAUGGGUAAGGGUGUUCAUCCACAACUACAGAACAAGCAGCGGUCCUUCAUGGCGUUUGGCUUCGGAGCGGACCAGUCUCGGAGGGAGUCCUACAUCAGCAUCAAUGUGGCCCCGACUUCCCAUGAGGUGAACGACACGCCAGAGAUCAGGAAGUACAAGAAGAGGUUCAACUCGGAGAUUCUUUGUGCCUCGCUAUGGGGCGUCAACCUCCUGAUAGGCACAGAAAAUGGGCUGAUGUUGCUGGACCGGUCCGGCGUGGGGAAGGUGUACCAGUUGAUCUCUCGCCGGCGUUUCCAGCAGAUGGAGGUGUUGUCGGAUCAAAACAUUCUCGUCACCAUCUCGGGAAGGAAAAAUCGCGUGCGGGUGUAUUACCUCUCCUGGCUUAAGUCCAAGAUAUUAAGGACUGAUGCUCAACAAGUGGAGAGACGCAAUGGGUGGAUCAACGUGGGAGACCUCCAUGGUGCGGUUCACUUCAAGCUUGUCAAGUACGAGAGGAUAAAAUUUCUUGUCAUCGCUCUCAGGGAUUCCAUUGAAAUCUAUGCCUGGGCACCAAAACCUUACAACAAGUUCAUGGCUUUCAAGAGCUUCCCCUAUUUGCCCCAUCGUCCCUGUCUGGUGGACCUGACAGUGGAGGAAGGGUCCAGACUGAAGGUGAUCUAUGGCUCCACCCAGGGCUUCCACGCUGUUGAUGUGGAUUCAUGCCAAGAGUAUGACAUUUAUCUGCCCAAACAUAUUCAGGGAGACAUCACACCACACACCAUCAUCACACUCCCCAAUAGCAACGGUCUGCAGCUCCUCAUCUGUUAUGACAACGAGGGGGUAUAUGUCAACACCAAUGGCAAGGUGACUAAAAAUGUGAUUCUGCAAUGGGGUGAGAUGCCGACCUCCGUGGCAUUCAUCGGCACUGGGCAGAUCAUGGGCUGGGGGAACAAGGCCAUAGAAAUCCGGUCGGUGGAGACGGGGCAUCUCGAUGGGGUCUUUAUGCACAAGAAGGCACAGAAGUUGAAAUUUUUAUGCGAGAGAAACGACAAGGUGUUCUUCUCCUCUGCCAAAGGUGGGUCGUCUUGCCAAAUCUACUUCAUGACUCUGAACAAACCUGGAAUGGCGAACUGGUAGAAACAACACCAGCAACAUUGCCACCACCACACCACCACCACCACCACCAAGGCAACGCUGGAACACACUGGGACAUGUCAGGCUGUACUGGGAUGCGCUGGGCUACACCACACCACACCACACCAUACAAUACCACUACUACACCACUUUAUAUUGCUACAACACCACACCAUGCCCAGCCACACACACCCACAAGAGAAAGAACCACCACCACCACCACCACCACUACCACCACAGUGGAUAGUUA
Portunus trituberculatus (swimming crab) is the source of this 4369-nucleotide messenger RNA. It is a transcript of the gene msn, whose product is annotated as serine/threonine-protein kinase mig-15-like. Gene Ontology annotation, biological process: protein phosphorylation. NCBI's taxonomy places the organism in Eukaryota, Metazoa, Arthropoda, Malacostraca, Decapoda, Portunidae. Gene Ontology annotation, molecular function: ATP binding; protein kinase activity. The record is from RefSeq and is a predicted model, not a curated record.